Dovyalis caffra is the source of this 1635-nucleotide messenger RNA. The record is from the annotation of a GenBank genome assembly. NCBI's taxonomy places the organism in Eukaryota, Viridiplantae, Streptophyta, Magnoliopsida, Malpighiales, Salicaceae.
AUGGCAAAAUCCUACAACUCCAAAACCCAAACCUACACAUCACCAAGGCCACAAAACUAUCACCUCCCAACAAACCAAAACCUCUCCCUAACCUCAUUUCUCUUCCAGUCCACCCUCUCAUCACCCAACUCCAUCGCCCUCAUCGACACCGAUUCCAACCAGUCCUUAACAUUUCACCAACUCAAAAUCCAAGUCUCCACUCUUGCUCACUCCUUGCAUUUCAAACUCAACGUUUCCAAAAACGACGUUGUCCUUAUCAUUUCCCCAAACUCUAUUCAUUUCCCUGUUUGCUUCCUUUCCAUUGUCUCUCUCGGUGCUAUUGCCUCCGCUUGUAACCCUGCCUACACAGUGACUGAAAUCUCUAAACAAGUCAAUGACUGUAAACCGAAGCUCAUAAUUACCGUGCCUGAAAUUUUAGACAAAGUUAAUCACUUCAAUUUGCCACUAAUCCUCUUAAAAGAAUCUGCAAAAGUUGAUUCCAAGAUUUGGUUUUAUUCAGAUUUACUAAAAUCUUCAAAUCAUGAUCAAGUGUUAAAUUUACCUGCGGAGGGGAGGAAUGUGAACCAAAACGAUGUAGCAGCGCUUCUAUACUCCUCCGGCACAACGGGAGGGAGUAAGGGAGUAAUGCUGACUCAUAAGAAUUUUAUUUCCAAUAGUUUGAUGAUAACCGAUGAUCAAGAUCGGUAUAACGAACCGAAGAACGUGUUCUUGUGUUUUUUACCGAUGUUUCAUAUAUUUGGACUUGGGGUGAUUACUUAUUCGCAGCUUAGGAGAGGGAAUUGUGUUGUAUCAAUGAAAAAGUUUGAGUUUGAGAAGAUGUUGAGGUGUGUAGAGAGGUUUAAGGUUACACAUAUAUGGCUUGUGCCGGCGGUGAUGAUUGCUUUGGCGAAAGGAAGCGGUUUGAAGAGGUUUGAUUUGUCGUCAUUGAAGCAGAUUGGAUCGGGGGCUGCGCCAUUGGGGAAGGAUGUGAUGGAGGAGUGUGCUAGGAAUCUGCCUCAUGUUGAGAUCAUGCAGGGAUAUGGGAUGACGGAAACUUGUGGGAUGAUUUCAAUGGAGAAUCCAAAGGAAGGGACUCGCCUUUCUGGUUCGACUGGAAAACUUGUUCCAGGAAUUGAAUCCCAAAUUGUAGCAGUGGACACAUCGAAGCCUCUUCCUCCAAAUCAACAAGGAGAAAUAUUGCUUCGAGGACCCAAUAUCAUGCAAGGUUAUCAUAACAAUCCACAAGCUACAAAACUAACUAUAGAUGAACAAGGUUGGUUGCACACUGGAGAUCUUGGAUAUUUUGAUGAAGAAGGACAGUUAUUUGUCGUGGACCGAAUAAAAGAGCUCAUCAAGUGCUAUGGUUUUCAGGUGGCGCCAGCAGAACUUGAAGGAUUACUGCUUUCUCAUCCUGAGAUAUUAGAGGCUGUUGUCAUUCCAUUGCUUGAUGCUAAAGCUGGUGAGGUCCCGAUUGCAUAUGUUGUUCGCUCAACCAACAGCUCACUUACUGAGGAAGAUGUUCAGAAAUUUGUAGCGCAACAAGUUGCACCCUUCAAAAGAUUACGGAGAGUAACAUUUACAAACAGUAUCCCUAAGUCCGCUUCUGGAAAGAUUUUAAGAAGGAAACUGAUUGAAAAUGCUCGAUCCAAGAUGUAA